Limanda limanda (common dab) is the source of this 952-nucleotide messenger RNA. It is a transcript of the gene stmn4, whose product is annotated as stathmin-like 4. NCBI's taxonomy places the organism in Eukaryota, Metazoa, Chordata, Actinopteri, Pleuronectiformes, Pleuronectidae. Bases 151 to 717 code for a protein of 188 amino acids. The record is from RefSeq and is a predicted model, not a curated record. Gene Ontology annotation, biological process: microtubule depolymerization; regulation of microtubule polymerization or depolymerization; neuron projection development. Gene Ontology annotation, cellular component: neuron projection; cytoplasm. The transcript is spliced from 6 exons. Gene Ontology annotation, molecular function: tubulin binding.
CCGUGCAGCCAAACGGGGGUAACCGUAGCCACUGGUCCAGCAGCAGCAGCAGCAGCAGCAGCAGCAGCAGCAGAGAAGACAGGGACAGAAGUGGGGAGUGAGAAGGACAGUCAGCAUCUCUGGGGAAUUACAAACACACACAGUGAGAAGAUGACUCUGGCAGCGUACAGGGAGAAGGUCAAAGAGCUCCCCCUGGUGUCUCUGUUCUGCGCCUGCCUGAAUCCACAGACCUUGGACAAACCCAUAUAUAAGGCAGAAGAUGCAGUGGACCUGGGCUGGUGCGCCAUCAAAGAUGUGGAGGUGAUCGAAUUGAAUAAGCGAGCAUCGGGCCAGGCCUUCGAGGUCAUUCUCAAGCCCCCGUCCUUUGACGGCGUGCCAGAUCUGAACACCUCCAUGCCGCAGCGUCGUGACCCGUCCCUGGAGGAAAUCCAGAAGAAACUCGAGGCUGCCGAGGACAGGCGAAAGUGCCAGGAGGCCGAGCUGCUGAAGCACCUGGCGGAGAAGAGGGAGCACGAGCGCGAGGUGAUCCAGAAGGCCUUUGAGGAGAACAACAACUUCAUCAAGAACGCAAAGGAGAAGCUGGCCCAGAAGAUGGAGGCCAACAAGGAGAACAGGGAGGCCCUGCUGGCCGCCAUGCUGGAGAGGCUGCAGGAGAAGGACAAGCACGCGGAAGAAGUGAGGAAGAACAAAGAGAUGAAGGAGGAAGCCUGCCGGUAGACGAGUGGAGCGAGGGAGUCGAGAGAGAGAGAGAGAGAGAGAGAGGGUGGAAACUUGGAGCUUUUUGAGUUGAUUUAAAAAAAGGAAAUUAAAAAACAGUGCAGGAAAAAAAGCAAGAACUCCAAAACAACUCGAACAAAGGGAAAAGGCAAGUUUUCAUAUUUGAUGUAUGCUGUAACGAUUCUGAACAAGCUGUACAAAGUUUAGCCGACACUUGAUGUUGAAAUUCACAAAG